Puccinia triticina is the source of this 2775-nucleotide messenger RNA. RefSeq lists its product as uncharacterized. The coding region runs from base 1 to 2775 and encodes 924 amino acids. NCBI's taxonomy places the organism in Eukaryota, Fungi, Basidiomycota, Pucciniomycetes, Pucciniales, Pucciniaceae. The record is from RefSeq and is a predicted model, not a curated record. The transcript has 5 exons.
AUGGAUACUCCCAGAAAACCCCGCCCGUUGCCCCAGGAUAUCAUCAGACUGAUCUGCCAGCACGUCGUCCUCGCUGCCCAUCCCGCACAGCCUCACCUUGCCCUCGACCCCUUCAUCCGAACAAUCACCCCGCCAGAGGGCCACGACUACCUCAGGACCAUCACCCUCGAACCCAGCCCUGCUGUCCAAGCUCAACAGACCCUCAAAUCCCUCUGUCUGGUCUCGCACCAGUGGAACUCAGAGGCUAGAAAGACUCUCUGGUCGUCAGGCAUCCAAUUCGGAUUGCCCCGCUCCUUUGAAACCGUGGUCAAGUUGGUCGACCCCAUCGGGUCUUUUUUCGACGGCGGAGUCGAGCCAACCUGGCUGAUUUCGCCACCCCCCAGUCGACAAUCAAGCCCCAAGAGAACAUUCUGCACCCAUGAAAACCUAGUCUGCGUCUCCUCCGGUCGGCACGUUCCCUCCGAGCUCGAACACACCGACUGCCGCCGAAGCUUCUCGGGCGGUCGGCGCUCAGUCAGUCUCAAGCGGCAAGGUGGGAACUAUAUCCUGCAGCCUCAUUCGGAGAGGGACUACCCUCCUUCGCCGGAUAAGUCGACGUGCGCCGCCGCACUGACUCCUGUCAGCCCCGGCCAUCGACGUGCCCUGGAGCGUAGCAUAAGCCCUCUUCGUGGCAGGAUUGCCGUCCAGUCACUCUCCCAGGCUUUCAGGCGCACAUCCGUCUCCCCCCUCGCCUCGCCAACCUCAAUCGCUAGAUUCGGCAAGCGUGCCGAGGACCUCAAAGAAGAAGACGAGACGGAGGAUGAUGAAUACAUAUUUGAUCACCACAUCGAUGACCUCUUCAAUCCCGCUCCUUACAUCACAUCCGUAUCCUUCUCCAAGUAUCGCUCUCAUGGAAUGAGGCGAAGUGUAGCUGAAGGUCAGCAGAUUCGCUUCGUGACGCCAGAACGACUCUGCAGGCUUCUGAGGUCUACCCGCUCGAGGUACAGCGGGCUGUCCAACAACAAAAACCACGAUCAAACCGCCGAACGAAAUCAAGCUUCCGAGAGUCAUCUGAUCCUGCGCAAAGGCAAGUUGGAAGCGGUCGGCUUCAGCGAGUACAUGGAUAGCGCAAUCACCAAGGGCGUGCUUGAUGAGAUCUUGCUUCGCGGUGGGGUGGAAGUGGAGUACCAUGUCAUCAAUCCAGAUUGCCACCCAGCAGAAGACGAAUCCUUCGCAGAAGAAAACCAUGAUCGGGGCCGUGCCCGAUCUCGCAAGGAGUUAUACACCGCCUCCCACUGUGCUAGUCCGCAUCACACCUUGCCGGCUCCCGUCGAACAACUUUUCCAAGCUUAUGCUCCUAUGCAUCCAACGAUCACCGCAUCCCCCAUCUCAUUCGAAACAGAUCCGUCGUGCUCAUUCAGGAUCGAAAGACGCUUGGAGUCCAGCUUACUCAUGGAAACUCCCGUCAAAGCCCUCGACCUCUGCGGCUGCAUCUCCAGCAAAUUCCGCGCGUCUCUGAAGGACUUUAUCAUUGACCAUGCCCUAUCCUCCCCCUAUCCGCCAACGCGAGCAACCUCUAAUCCGAUCAGCUUGAUGAACACGCCUAAUGGACUGCUCAGAUCGACCAGGUUCCCUUUUCUCACGCGACUAGGAUUGAGUAGGGUGAUGAUCCUUGAUGAUCUUGAGCUGUCAGACUUUCUUUCUGGCUUUGUCAAUCUACUCGAUCUGGAUCUCAGCCACACGCGGGCUGGAACAAAUGUUCUACACACCCUCCAGCUGAUCAAAAAGAGCGACCGAAGCAGAGGCGAAUCUGUGAUCCUGCGGCCGAGCUUCAGGAGCUUGAACCUAGCGAAAUGUCGAGGCUUGACCAAAGACAACUUGGUGGGGUUCUUGUGUGGAAAUCAAGAUGACAACCCGGACAGCGAUGCGGAGCAGUGGGAAGAUCCUGCGGAAUCGAUCGGCGGACUGGAAGAGCUGUCCUUGCACGGCGACUUGACCCAGCCCACCCCUCUUGAUUCGGAAGCGCUUGAGAAGAUUUUGGCCAGCUGCCCGGCCCUGCUUUCGGGCAAACUGACGACGCUCGACCUCUCCUCAGUGAUGAUCGACGACAGCCAGUUUGACCUGAAGCGCAAGAUGCCAGCGCAGCCCCGGCUGCUCCAGCUGGGGCUAGGAUCGUGUGCCCACAUCAGCCUGGAGACGAUCCGGUUCCUGCUCAAGGAGAAGAUGCACGCGGUGGAGGUCUUGGACAUCUCGUUCAGCUGCUUGUCCGCCCGCCAGCGGGAGACCCGGUUCGGCCAGCCGACCUGUGCCAUCUCGACCGCCAAGCUGCACGCCGAGCUCAUCAGUCCCGUGACGUGCACGGGCCCGGACGGGCGCAGGACGAGCAAUCUGAGGGUCAUCGAGCUCGACGACGCCAGCUUGCAGGCUAUCCGGGGCGGAGCCGGGGGCUGGAAAGCUGCGUUCGGAAAAGGCCAACGCGGAUGGUAUGUAGACCUAUCCGUAUCCGUGAUCAUCGCCCGAGAGCGCUCGCCCCAAGACGGCUGCAUGUCGGCGGAUCCCCGCCGGCAAGUCAUCGGCCGUGCGGGCUUGGUCGGCCUGGCGUCGGCGGAGGCUCUGACGGGGGAGGCCGAGCUGGGCCGGCUGGAGGCCAGCUUGGAGGGCCUCAAAAGCGCCGACGAGACCAUCCGCCACACCGAGAUCGGCUGGAUGAGCCGCAAAACUGAAAUCCUGCAUGGGUCCGGACUCUUGGGACGGCAGGAAGGCCUCUACGGCUUCCAUGCAUUCGCAUCCAACUAA